UAUAUACUGGGACCUUUAUCAGAUGAUGCCGCUGUCGGAGUUUGAGAUUAAUGCUCGGUGCCAUUUCAAUAAUUACACCACUAAUAUAUGUCAGAGGGGACGGAUGGCUCGCUGGGAUGUCGGGUAAGGAAAGAAAGAAAGAAAGACAGAAAGGGCAGGCGUCUCUGGAUUGAGGGGGGGAGUUUUUGAUUGAGUGCCCCCUCAUGAUGAUGAUGAUAUCUGUUAGAAGGGAACCUGGCAGGUGGCAUAAAACAAUCCAGAGUGCCAAUUAACACUGACUUCUGUAAUUAAAAUCAACAAAGAAGUGAUUGUGAGCCUCUCAAUAAACUGAUGGAUGGUGCUGGUGUGUCGUGGACGUCCUGCGAAGAAAGAAAAGUGCCAGCAAAUGUGAUCUUCGAGUGGCACCACGGUGUCACUUUAACCAACACUGAAGCUAAUAUCCACCCCACACCCUCCAUUUUAGCUCUCAAAUAUUGAUUCCUGCACGUUUUUGCGCCAAUGUCCAAUUUCAAUGGACGCGUGCAUCAAUGACGAGGCCUCAGGCGACAAGAAAAGCUCAUCCGGCAGCUUUAAGAGGAGAUGCCCUUCAGAUCCAGUGCUACCAGUGCGAAGAGAUGAAGCACAAUGACUGCUCCACGCCGGAGUACAUCGUCAACUGCACCGUCAACGUACAGGACAUGUGCCAGAAGGAGGUGCUGGUCAAACCCGACGGGAUACAUUAUCGGAAAUCCUGCGCCUCCUCCGGGGCUUGCCUCAUCGCCUCCUCCGGCUACCAGCAGUUCUGCACGGGCCGGCUGAACUCGGUCUGCAUCUCCUGCUGCAACACGCCGCUCUGCAACGGGCCCAGGAGGAAGCGCCCCGUCCCGUCGGCGGCGAUGUCGAGCCUGCAGAUGAGCCGCCGUCUCCUCUCCCUGACCUUCUUCCUGCCGCUGCUGUCGCUCCUCCCGGUGACGUAGGCUGGAGGAUCCCAUCGCGCCUCAGUGUUCACCUCGGAGCUCAGAUCUCACUGGGAUACACUGAAGGAGCAGAUCUGGACACCACACUGACUCUGUGUCGUCUUAAAAACAAACUGUUAUUCUGAUCGAUGCGACACCAGAACCACUUGGAACCACUCUGGAAAACUGGAGAAGCAGACGGAGCUUUCUGAAUCAUUUCUCGCUCUAGUUUCCAGAGACGGACGCACCAUGAUUUCUUUGCUUUUUUUUUGUGAAGUGGAGCGUUUUUUGUUGUUUUUUUUUUUGUGAGGGAGUUAUUUUCUGGUUGUUUCACGCUGUAAAAGGUGCUGCUGGAAGUCACUGUUGAGCUUUUAUUUUGUGGGCUUUUUGUCGGUUCUCUUUCUUGCUGUCGUCGCUCUGAAUGCGCAGAUUUUGACUUGAUUUUGUAUCCAAAAUUUCUCUUUUAUCGUCGAUAUGUUACGGUGAGGAAGGAAAUAAGAAGUUAAAGGGUUGUGACGUUUCUUGCAGCACAUCAUCGAUCGAUACAUAUGCAUAUUUUCCCACUGCCGCACGGUAUUAAUUGACGUUUUACUACUUGGAAAGAUGUGAAAAUUGUUUUUGAAAAGCCAGUUUGUGUUGUUGCUUCUUCAUCCUCGAUCAUCGGAUAUCAAAGUUAUGAAAGAUAUAUUAAUUAGACAUCGAUUCAUAUAUUCCUUGGUGAAAUCUGUGUGUAGGAACAAGCGAAAAAGCACAAAUGAACUCUCACUUGAGAAAUGCUUCAGGGUGAAAUCAGCCAUAGUUUCCUUUUAAGUUUACAUUUUUAAAGGACGAUAACGCCCAAAUCAUAGCUAGUGUUGCAUGUGUCCAAUGCUCUAAACCAAAUACUGCAUUUUGUAACCAAUGAAAAGAAAUUUGGACCCACUGUUCCGACCAUAUUUGUGAAAAAUGUAGGUUAACAUUCCCCUCCAAAUGAUUUAUUUAUGUUUAUUUUCUUUCUGUGUCUGUGCAGUAUUAUAUUUACAUGUGGUGAAUGUGCUGUAGACACCAACAAUGCAGACGUUCCAACGAGGUAAGAUGCCAAGAAAGUGCGCCGAGGCUCCAUUCGACAUUGUUUUCGCGAUUACUACAAUGUUGUAUUAAUAGUGUAAGACGUGUUUCAGAAAAAAAUAAAAAGAAGAAGAAGAAGAAGAAGAGGAGGAGGAGACGGUCCAUCCGAUGAAUGUGAACGGCAGCUUUUUGACUGGUCUUCUGUGAAGAGUAACACUGUAUUCUGCUGAUGUGUGAUGUAAAUAAAUGUUGCAGAAAAGCUGUUGGGUGGCUGAA
Molecule: messenger RNA, 2258 nt
Organism: Acanthopagrus latus (yellowfin seabream)
Lineage: Eukaryota; Metazoa; Chordata; Actinopteri; Spariformes; Sparidae
Product: ly6/PLAUR domain-containing protein 1-like
Exons: 4
Coding region: 528-956 (142 amino acids)
Biological process (GO): acetylcholine receptor signaling pathway
Molecular function (GO): acetylcholine receptor inhibitor activity
Source: RefSeq, a predicted model, not a curated record